AACCGAUGAUACUGUUUUAAAACAAAAAAUGCCGGAUUAUUCUUACCUUCGAAGCCUAUGGUGGAAGGAAGGAAAUUUUCACCCAGAAGCAAAGUGGGAAGAAGCUACGCUUCCAUAUGUGCUCGCUGAAGGCGUAACUUUGGACGAGUACGAACGUCGCACCGACAAGUUUAACGUUCAUGGUUUAUGGGAAUGGACAAAUUAUAAAGUCUCAGUUUAUGAACUUCCAUUAGAGCCACAUGAAACUUGUAUUGGCGCGAUUAUUAAGUAUAUUAAUCGGAGCUGUAGUGAUGUUGACGAUACCGAUGCCAGUAUUAUAGGCUUAGGAGCAGCCCGUAGGCAUUAA
Racocetra persica is the source of this 346-nucleotide messenger RNA. NCBI's taxonomy places the organism in Eukaryota, Fungi, Glomeromycota, Glomeromycetes, Diversisporales, Gigasporaceae. The record is from the annotation of a GenBank genome assembly.